Messenger RNA from Rana temporaria (common frog), 954 nucleotides. RefSeq names its product olfactory receptor 11L1-like. The transcript has a single exon. Lineage: Eukaryota; Metazoa; Chordata; Amphibia; Anura; Ranidae. Gene Ontology annotation, cellular component: membrane. Gene Ontology annotation, biological process: G protein-coupled receptor signaling pathway. The coding region runs from base 13 to 954 and encodes 313 amino acids. Gene Ontology annotation, molecular function: G protein-coupled receptor activity; olfactory receptor activity. The record is from RefSeq and is a predicted model, not a curated record.
UAUUUUCAGAAAAUGAAUGGCGGAAACGUGACUAAAGUUACAGAAGUUCUUUUACUCGGGUUUAGAAAUUUUCACAAACUCAAAGGAUUCAUAUUUGUUUGCCUUCUUUUGAUUUACUGUGUGACAGUAUGUAUAAAUCUUUUGAUCAUCAUACUAGUGUCCUCCAGCAAAAGCCUCCAUUCCCCCAUGUACUUCUUUCUCAGCCAACUCUCAUUAUCAGACAUCCUGCUGACCACAGACAUUAUCCCCAAUGCCCUUGUAAGUGUAAUAAACAAUGGGUCCACUAUGUCCCUCAUGGGUUGCUUUUCUCAGUUUUAUGUUUUUGGUGGCUUGGAGUCCUCAGAAUGUUUCAUAUUAACUAUAAUGGCUUAUGACAGAUAUAUGGCCAUCUGCUACCCCCUCCGAUAUUCCUUGAUGAUGAGUUUCCCAACUUGCCUGAAGUCAGUCCUAUGUUCUUGGUUGUUGAGUUUCAUCUUCAUCCUUGUGACCACUUUAAUGCUAUCUACUCUGGAGUUCUGUGGUCCAAAUGUCAUUGACCAUUUCUUCUGUGACUUUGCUCCUAUUAUAGAAUUAUCUUGUUCAGAAACUUCAGCCGUUCAAAUGGAGGUUGUCUUGUUGAGCAUUCCUGUGAUGGUUUUCCCUUUGAUUAUAAUCAUUGUAUCAUACGGGUGUAUAGUCAUGGCUAUACUACGCCUCUCAUCCAACAUUGAUCGAUGGAAAACUUUCUCCACCUGCAGUUCUCAUUUGACCGUUGUCUGCAUAUUCUAUGGAACGCUAAUUACGAUAUAUAUACUUCCACCAAAGGGGUUAUCUUUGUCUAUAAGCAAAGUCGUUUCUAUAUUGUACACGAUGGUGACACCGAUGCUCAAUCCUCUAAUAUACAGUCUAAAGAAUAAGGAUAUCAAAGAUGCUGUUAAACAUUUUGCUCAUAUCUGGGCACAUCGAGCACUGUAA